AUGGUCAAGCUACUAUGGAAACUCCCGAAAUACCCUCCACGUAAAAAUACUUGUGAUAAUGGUAGAACAUGUUAUUCUGGGAUUUAUGAAUUUGAAGUCUCGUUUUCACAGCCCGAAAAGGAAACAAAGUCUACAAAUUGGACGUAUUCGAAAUUAAAUCAUAAAGUCUAUGUUCGUCCAUUUUGCCAAUGUCCUGUGAGAUUUCGCUGCAUUUCAUCCAUACCAACUGGAUUUGUUAUUCGGAGUAUGGCAGUGUAUAUGAAACCCGAACACGUCAAAGAAAUUGUAACAAGAUGCCCAAACCACGCUUCUUCAGAUCACAGUAUUGAUCAUAUUUAUUUAAAAAUUAUAGGUCACAUAGCCCCUUCGCAUUUAGUCCGAUGUAGUGAUAGAAAUGCAUUUUAAUCUGAUGAUAAUAAAAGAGAAAGUGUUAUUGUCCCUUUCUCAACUCCUCAAGUAUUAUUUAAAUAUGACCUUAUAGCGGGCUGCGAGUGGCUAACUUUUUUAUAUCAGUUUAUGUGCUAUGGUUCAUGCACAGGUGGACUCAAUCGCAGACCAAUACAAUUAGUCUUUACUUUAGAAAACGAUUUUGUUGUGGUUGGAAGAAAGGUGGUUGAAGUAAGAAUAUGUGCAUGUCCCGGUAGAGAUCGGAGAUCUGAUGAAAAAACAUCUAAUUCUUCUGAUAAUAAAAAAAGAAAGAAAAAUAUACAUCCAUCUUCUAAAAUACCUCGAAAUUCUCCAAAUUUGGAUAAAAAUGGCCAAUUUAUUUUAAACGUAGUUCCCGAUUGA
Messenger RNA from Octopus sinensis (East Asian common octopus), 789 nucleotides. Its product is annotated as cellular tumor antigen p53-like. Gene Ontology annotation, biological process: regulation of transcription by RNA polymerase II; apoptotic process. The record is from RefSeq and is a predicted model, not a curated record. Gene Ontology annotation, molecular function: DNA-binding transcription factor activity, RNA polymerase II-specific; RNA polymerase II cis-regulatory region sequence-specific DNA binding. Lineage: Eukaryota; Metazoa; Mollusca; Cephalopoda; Octopoda; Octopodidae. Gene Ontology annotation, cellular component: nucleus.